Messenger RNA from Notothenia coriiceps (black rockcod), 411 nucleotides. Its product is annotated as CCR4-NOT transcription complex subunit 2-like. The transcript is spliced from 4 exons. Gene Ontology annotation, biological process: regulation of DNA-templated transcription. The record is from RefSeq and is a predicted model, not a curated record. Lineage: Eukaryota; Metazoa; Chordata; Actinopteri; Perciformes; Nototheniidae. Gene Ontology annotation, cellular component: CCR4-NOT core complex. The coding region runs from base 22 to 369 and encodes 115 amino acids.
GUGACCAACAUCCCGAUCGGCAUGGUAACGGAUCAGUUUGGGAUGAUCGGCCUGUUGACGUUCAUCCGGGCGGCAGAGACCGACCCCGGCAUGGUGCACUUGGCUCUGGGCUCCGACCUCACAACGCUGGGCCUCAAUCUCAACUCACCGGAGAAUCUUUAUCCUAAGUUUGCGUCUCCCUGGGCGUCGGCUCCGUGUCGACCGCAGGACAUAGACUUUCACGUCCCCUCAGAGUAUUUAACCAACAUCCACAUAAGGGACAAGUUAGCAGCUAUCAAGUUGUCGCGGUAUGGAGAAGAUCUGCUGUUUUACCUCUACUACAUGAACGGAGGAGACCUACUACAACUUCUGGCUGCAGUAGAACUGUGAGACACGAAAACACACAAAUAACAAUAAACUGCACAAAACAUA